CGGGUGCUGCGGGUCGCCCCUGGACAUCGUCGAUAUGUUUUUCGGCGGCGGCGGGAGGAUGCAGAGAGAGAGGCGAGGCAAAAACGUGGUGCAUCAGUUGUCAGUAAGUUUAGAAGAUAUGUACAAUGGUGCCACCAGGAAGCUCGCACUGCAGAAGAAUGUUAUCUGUGACAAAUGUGAAGGUCGUGGUGGCAAGAAAGGUGCAGUAGAAUGCUGUCCUAACUGCAGAGGAACAGGCAUGCAGAUCAGAAUCCACCAGAUUGGGCCAGGAAUGGUGCAGCAAAUCCAGUCGGUGUGUAUGGAGUGUCAGGGCCACGGGGAGCGUAUCAGCCCCAAGGACAGGUGUAAGAGCUGCACUGGCAGGAAAAUUGUCAGAGAGAAGAAGAUACUAGAAGUACACAUUGACAAAGGAAUGAAGGAUGGUCAGAAGAUAACAUUCCAUGGUGAAGGGGACCAAGAGCCAGGACUAGAGCCUGGUGACAUUAUUAUUGUCUUGGAUCAAAAAGACCACUCUACAUUUACAAGACGAGAUGAAGACCUUCUCAUGUCUAUGGAUAUUCAGCUGGUUGAAGCACUGUGUGGUUUCCAAAAGCCCAUCACAACGCUGGAUAAUAGAACUAUUAUUAUUACCUCCCAUCCUGGCCAGGUUGUCAAGCAUGGUGCUAUUAAGUGUGUGCUGAAUGAAGGUAUGCCAAUUUAUCGCAGACCGUAUGAGAGAGGACGCCUCAUCAUAGAAUUCAGGGUGAACUUCCCAGAGAGUGGCUUCCUCUCCUCAGAUAAGCUGUCUUUACUUGAAAAACUGCUACCCACAAGGCAGGAAAUAGAAGAAACUGAGGAAAUGGAGCAAGUGGAUUUAGUGGACUUUGAUCCAUCUCAAAAAAGAAGACACCACUAUAAUGGAGAAGUCUUUGAAGAUGAUGAGCAUCACCCAAGAGGUGGUGUUCAAUGCCAGACAUCAUAAAUGGGCCAGUGAAUAACUUGUGAUGCUUGUUUUGUAUGCAUUAGGGGAUAAGUGAAGAACUACAAGCAGUUCACCCUCACUUCUUGCUGUUUGUUGUUCUAUCCAGCCAUAGUUGUUUCUAAAAGCAUAAAAAAAUAAACUAAGUGAUUAAACUGA
Chaetura pelagica (chimney swift) is the source of this 1117-nucleotide messenger RNA. It is a transcript of the gene DNAJA1, whose product is annotated as DnaJ (Hsp40) homolog, subfamily A, member 1. Gene Ontology annotation, molecular function: Hsp70 protein binding. Gene Ontology annotation, biological process: protein refolding. The record is from RefSeq and is a predicted model, not a curated record. Gene Ontology annotation, cellular component: cytosol; cytoplasm. The coding region runs from base 35 to 961 and encodes 308 amino acids. NCBI's taxonomy places the organism in Eukaryota, Metazoa, Chordata, Aves, Apodiformes, Apodidae. The transcript is spliced from 7 exons.